UCAAUCCACUCAACGGAUAUCAGCUGCCAUAUAGAAACACUUCAACCCGAUCGCCCAGAUUGAGGGAAACUUGUGCGAACGUCAUUGCCAAGAGCACAACAAAGAGCUGCCAAUAUCAUCAGAGUUCUCUUGCCUCGCUCUCCGAGCACACAUUACUGGGGAUCGGGGAUUGAUUUGAAGUCGGACUCUCGGCGGUGAUGACGAUGACGCGAUGACCAUAUCAGCGCUGUGGAGGGUCGCUGGAGCGAUCUCUCAUUCAUCCAGCCAAUGUCCGCGCGUUAGGUUCGUUCCAGCCGCGAAUGGGAUUGUAAUUCCCAUCGAGUUCUUCGCCAACCACCUCCUCCAUUGGGCUUAAUCCAGAAAUUCAAAUAAGUAAUAGUGCGAAUCGGCUUUGUUAUAUAAGCACAAAUACGAAACGCAAACUUUUGAAUAUAUAUCCGCUGUACUGCCCUGCUACCGACAGUGUGUUUGUGUAUCUGUGGAAGUCCCAGUGCAUUCCGGUUUUUGGAAUAUCGUACAUAUAAACUUCGCUACGUCAGAGCUACUUGGCUUCUCACUGCUGAAAUUCCGACAUCGAAAAACCCCAAAAGACAUCAAUAAAAUAAAUAAAUAACUCUCAGUAAUUGGAUGCACACCCACAUGUUUACGCAGUUAGUGUGAUUUCAUUCGUAAUAUAAUAUCAACUCUCCCAAGCCUGGAAAGUCUGAUAACCGAGGCUUCAACCAAUUAAACAAACGCUCACUAGCCGCAAAAUGAUGCAAAUACCAGCUUGCAUUCUGAUCCUCCUGAUCCCGUUGAUCUUCAGCACAAUUGAGCCUUGCUCGUCGCAGGGUAGCGUCCCCCCGCUGUCGGUGGGAAAUCCCCUGAUAGCCUUAACUGAUCCAACAGCCUUCGAAAGGCAAACCAGUCGUGUCCAGUCAUUGCGGAGUAACUUCGACAGCGAUGUGUUGCUAAACAUCUCGCAGGGAGCCCAGGAAUUCGCCCUCGAUCUCCUGCAGCGCAUUUCCGCCGAGGUUCACAAGAAUCAAAGGGACUUUAUGGUGUCACCCUUCUCGGUUUGGUCCCUCCUGGUGCUCCUGUACGAGGGAUCAUCGGGCGAAACAUACAACCAACUGCGCAAAGCGCUGCGGAUCAAUGUCGAGGAUGAGAAGCUGCGUGGAGUCUACCGGGUGUGGAGUUCGUUAUUGAACACUAAAACAUCCACUAUUGAGGUGGCCUCUCUUCAGGCCGUUUACACCGACAAAGAUUAUCCGAUAAAGGACACCUAUCGGAAUGCCAUCCAGAAUUACAACGUUGAGCCGAUGGAAGUGGAUUUCUACGACCAGGACACAUAUCAUUUGAUCAACGAGGCCACCAACCGCACCACACGAGGCCUAAUUCCGUACACCAUCCUGCCGCAGGAUAUCUAUGGAGCCAAAAUGUUCCUACUCUCCUCCCUCUUCUUCAAAGGCCAGUGGAAGUUCCCAUUCAACCGGACUCUAACCAGAGUAGAAUCCUUCUUCAACGAAGACGGCGAGGUGGUAUCCCGCAUUCCAAUGAUGGUGCAGGAGGCUAACUUUGCCUAUGCCUCCAAUAUCGAGGGGCUCGAUGGUUACGUUCUCGAGCUGCCAUAUGGCAGCCAGGACAGGCUUUCCAUGAUCGUAAUCCUGCCCAAGCGGGGCUUUAAACUGAACGACGUGGCCAACAACCUCAAGAACAUUGGCCUGGGCCCCAUUAUAAAGCGCCUGACUGCCUUCAAGGCAAAUAGCUUCUCCGAGGAUAACGAGGUUGAAGUAAUGAUGCCAAAAUUCGUGACUACUACAGACUUUACGCUCAAGGAUGUUCUCAGUGAGAUGGGAAUCCGUGAUCUUUUCAACGAGAACACAGCCAACCUGAGUCGCAUGGCAACGGGUUUGUUCGCCCAGCUCUGCAUUCACUCCACCAAGAUCAUCGUUGACGAGGAGGGCACUACGGCAGGCGCCGUUACGGAAGCAUCGCUGGUGAACAAGGCCACGCCGCCCAAGUUCCAACUAAACAAGCCCUUCCAGUACAUGAUCGUGGAGAAGGAGACCAACCUGUUGCUCUUCGCCGGUCAAGUGCGGAACCCCAAAGCCACUUAGCGAUCUAGGCGAGACUUUAUACGAACACCACACGAAAUAACACAACGUUAUGUUAAGUCAUCUAAAA
Molecule: messenger RNA, 2166 nt
Organism: Drosophila kikkawai
Lineage: Eukaryota; Metazoa; Arthropoda; Insecta; Diptera; Drosophilidae
Gene: Spn77Ba
Product: Serpin 77Ba
Molecular function (GO): serine-type endopeptidase inhibitor activity
Source: RefSeq, a predicted model, not a curated record